AUGAUUUAUGCAAACCCGCCCCCAAAUAGAUCCAAUGACAAACUUUUCUCCAAAGAGCUGCUUCAAAGGUGAGCUGUCUACAAUGUUCCCAAAAUUAGGUAUUCUGUAUACUCAUUGUGGCUACACUAACACUAUGGGAUUGUGGGGUGAAAUAUCCUCAAUUUUAGCGUGGCUGUCAGAUUCCGGCCUCACCCCGGUGUGAUAAUCAGUGCUUUGGUUACAGUUCUACUCAUUGGCGUGGACAGAUGGCUGUUGGCCGGGGCCUGCAUUUAGGUCAUCCACAAACACACUUUGUGACGUCAUCAUGCCAUAACUGCAGUGCAAAUGUCCCAUUGGAUCUAUUACUGUUAGAGAUGGCUCAGAAUGAAGUACCCCAAAGUAAUGUUACUGUUAUCAAAAGUGGUCUAAAGUCAAACUGCCAAACCCAUAUUCAAUGCCGACAUCUCUUGUGCAAAUUCUGCAUGUGCCAGGAGGCAUCUGUGCAAGCCUUAAUCCCUAAGCAAAGGGAAGGAUUGGUACUAUAUAGUUCCAUCUAAUUAUAUGAGAGACUCAUUAACAUACAAUUGUUUUCAGAAGAAGUAGCCUAAUGUGUGUAAGAGGUUUUUACUGAUCAGUUCUGGUUGUUGCCAUGACCUCCUAUCCUUCUUGACUGAGGGAUACAAGUCUCAUGUCUGCUCUGCCGCCUGCUGGGGUUCUACCGGUGAGGGGUUAAACUGAGGAUGGGGGUUUCCUGUUUUCCGGUGUGAACUCAAUGCCGUGCUGCUCUCUGUGUCCUCUCUCUUCGUAACCACUGAGAGUCUUUCAAUUUUGCUUCAAAGCGAGAUGAUGCAUUGGUUUUAUUAGGCUGUAUCCACAAAGGCAACGAGCAGCUCGACAAAGAGGAGGUCUGUGGUGAACCAUCCCCAGGUUGAAAGUAGAUUACUCCUGGAUUAGGAAAGUGAUGAUUCACAACAACAAGUCUUUGAAUAAUCUUUGUGAAUGUCAUUUAGUUACAGGCUGUUGCAAUACUACCUACUAUCAGAAUAUGCUUCUUUCUAUGAUCCACCAAUGAAUAUUAAUAUGCACCUGCAGCAUACAUUUCAAUACCGCUUACUGUUUUUUAUAUUUGUAAUAAUUGUACUCUUUUGAUGCUUAGCUGGUAGCCUAAUUUGGUUUUAGGAAUAACCUGUUAAUUAGGCUUACUCUUUACUACUAAAAUGUGCGUAUGGAAAGAGAUGGCCUUCUUUAUUAUGUGGGAAGGAGGCAGCAUUUGGUCUUGCACUGGUGGCGUUCCUUAUCUAUUAUGUAGGAAGGAGGCAGCGUUUGGUCUUGCACUGGUGGCGUUCCUUAUCUAUUAUGUAGGAAGGAGGCAGCGUUUGGUCUUGCACUGGUGGCGUUCCUUAUCUAUUAUGUAGGAAGGAGGCAGCGUUUGGUCUUGCACUGGUGGCGUUCCUUAUCUAUUAUGUAGGAAGGAGGCAGCGUUUGGUCUUGCGCUGGUGGCGUUCCUUAUCUAUUAUGUAGGAAGGAGGCAGCGUUUGGUCUUGCGCUGGUGGCGUUCCUUUUCUAUGAUUACUGGGCUUUCUUAUCACUGUACAAAAAAUGGGUUUUCAGCGCAGUCGUAACUGUGCAGAUCCUUUUUCAAACUUCUUUCGUCAGCCAGGCUACUUUCCCUACUUCUCGCUAAAUAAUACAAGUUUAAUCAAUUUGCAAUUAUAAUUAUCGUUGCUGUGGUGGUUACAUGUUCUCUUUUGCCUACCAAUGACUUUCAUAUACAGGAUAUUACAUGUGCCUGUGGUGAUUGGGAAAAAUCCUCUACUGCUUCUCUGCUUGCCUAGGCCAACUGUAUCCUUACCCUUUGGUAGAUCCUGAGCACUGGUGAUUGACUCAUUGAUUGACAGCUUGCGUGUGGUGUGGGGGUGAACCCACCAUCCACUCCUUUCUCACACUCCUGCCCUGCCCUGAGUGUGCACGCUGUUUAGUGGGUGUUGCCAUGGUGUCGCAUGGCCAGAAUGAGGCUUCACACACGGCAUCUUGUGUUCUCUUCACAGAGGGCUGCUGAGCAGAGCCGUGGUGGCACUGACAAGCCAAACUCAAGUAGGAUAAAUGCAGCCUCGUGGACUGAUGGGCAACUGUCUGUCUGGGGAUCUCUGUCUGGGGCUGUGGUCAUGUCUCUAGACGGACUAACAGUCGAAGGACAAACAACCUUACCAAAAAAAAGGAAUAUUAGGAUUUUCCAUCAACUCUUGUUGUGAAGGUUCUGACCACUUCUAGGUCCAUCAGAUGUUUUUUGACUUUUCUUUUUUUCAUUAUCAUAAUUUUUUUUGGAUUUAAACUGGGAUCGUCCCACAUAUGAUCUUCAAUGGAUUCCGUUGGCUCUUUGGUUAGCGUUCAAGAUAAGGACCAGUCAUAUCAUGUCCGAUACAGGUAGGUAUGACCUUCCUCAUACCCCCAUGCAUUAUACUGUCACUGUCUCAAUCUUUGGUCAACAUAUUUUGUUUCAUGUACGGCCUAGAUUGGGUGCUUUAAACUUUCCUUCAUAGUAGUGAUUUAUUUUGUCAUUUAAAAAAAAAAGAGUUGGAACAAGAAUUUAACAACAAUGAUCAUUGUAGGAUUUUACACAUGUACACAGUAGAUCAAGUAGCCUAGAUCUCAUACGAUCUCAUAAAUCUGUUGCAUGGGAUGAGAUCAGAUUUUCCAUAGCUUUCAGGUGUGAAUUGGUAGGCUAGAUUUCCCUCCAUUUAACUGAAGUUGUGAGAUGAAGUUCCAUGGAAGUGGAGUUGAGUGACAGUGAUAGUGGGAAUGUAGACUGACUAGCUGAGCUGUAGACUGACUCCUGUUCCCAUGUUUGAUGACUCGUGGCAGACUGGCAGGUCACUGACUUUCAUAGGAGUCACCCAGCACCUGGCCCAAUGUAAAGAGCACCCACCGGCAGGUGUGACCUGGGAAAAACAGGAAGAACUGUCCAGGCUUCUCAAUCAAUAUUUAACAAGCCUCUGAAACAUUCAUGAUGAUUUGCUUUGUAUUACUAGUUUCCAAAUUAAUUGACUCAACUUCUUUGAAAGGAGUGGAGGGACAUCUGUUUGGUAGAAGGCACCAUGGUUGUAUGUUCAACCAUGUUCAUCUCUAUCUAUAGGAUUUAUAAGCAUUUUCCUGGUCAACCAUUAAAAUGCAUUUGAGCAUUAGCGCUGAGGUGACAAUCAUGGCAUAUCUGUUCUCAAACGCUUCAAUGUUAGUGUUAAAGGUAGGCCUAACUCACUCCCAGUCCAACCUUGUACAUUUAAUUGAAUAACUUAAACCUAGUAGAGCUGGCACGAUAAACCGAAAAGUUUGAAAUUAAAUAAUUUUGAUAAUAUGGGUGAUUGUUAAUGGGACAAUUGAUGGCUACAACCAUCAAACUAGAAGUAGUAGUUUAAAGGAUAAUAAGCCCUGCAGCUUUGUAAGCAGGGUCUGUAUAACCACUGUAGGACCCACUGUAGUAAUUCCAGCCAGGUGACAAGGCCAGAGAGGAGAGAGACAAGUAGAUUACCUCAUGGAACGCUGACAGUAGAUUUUCCCCUUUUAUCCUUAGGGUUAGCCUACUUUACCGCAACCGUAGUGUGUGGCGUGCAAAAAUAUGGUCGUUGGUGACUUGUGGGAAUGGAAGGAGAUCUUUUCAAUGUUUUUGGUAAAAUAUUUUCAGUGAGACAUUGAAGAGAGUAGGCUACCUUAGCCCUUGUCCGGAAUGUGUUUAGCUCUCGACUGUUGCACAGGUAUCAUCUUUAAACCCAGUGGAAGCCUCUUUAGAUGUCGCUCAGACGUGCCAUGUGCUGUUGUAGGAGGAGAAAAAACCCCAGGUAUGGUUGUAGUGUGUGGUUAGAAAUAACCACAGUAGGGUAAAUCCAGUAUCUGUCACUAUACAGUACAAUCAUUGAUUUUAAUUUCAUCUGCAAGACCGACAACAGCUCAGUGUAACAUUGUUCAUAGUCUGUAAACAGUGAAAAAUUCCUUUUAUUUAAAUACAGUAAACAAAACUAUAGAUUUUUCCCUUCAAUAUCAAUGUUAUAACCCUUUUUAGUUUCAUAAUGCAUAAAAUGUGUUUAGUAGGUCAGGUCUAAUGUCAGUCAGUAUUCUGUGAGAGCUUUCUAAACAGAACACUGGGUGGGUGGGGGGCACUUGAUAUAAGAGGGAAAACUUGAAGUAAAAAAACAUGCAUGAAUACAGUUAAUCUCCUCUAACAAAGCGGUGUGUGUUUUUGCAGUAGAACACAAAGGAUGGCAGAGACCGUAACAAUUGAAGCCAGGCUGCAUGAAUAUCACUAAUCUGCUCCUAAUCUGUUAAUCCACCUGCUUCUGUGGAUGCUCCUCUGACCCUGCCUGGGGUUAAAGUGACCGAAACACCCAGAAUGUUACAGCAUCCUGAGCGUUGCAGAUGUAAUGUCCACAUCUUGCUCAGUCCCUAUUCUACACAGCAGAGAACCAUGCCUGUAGACAAUACACUUCUGUCUGAAUGUUCUGUAAACAUUGAGCCCACUGAAUAGCCUAGUCCUCCACGGAGCUGUCUGCGAGAUCGCUGCGUAUUGUACUGUAGAGAGGAAGUCAGCCCUACCAUAACAAACAAACCUCUGAUAAACCAAGGCUAUUGUCCUCAGAACUAAGAAGGAAGUAGCCAAACAAACUCCACAUUCACAGUCUCUGAUGGAGAGUGAGAGGGAAGGUAGUCAUACGUUUCUUCUGCUUCUAUAACUUGAACACUUAGGCUAAUGUGUGGCUUUGGUUUCUAGUUUAUUUGAACUGUGGCCACUUUGGAACGUUUAGGCUCAAUAAACUUGGGUUGUUUUGGACAAUACUAUUUUCUCCCGUCUGUGCCUACUGAACGCCACCAGCUCCAUAGAUCAACAAUUCUAUAUUUUACCUAAACCGCCUCUGCUGCCCCCUGUAGGAUGGAGGCGUCCUGCCUGGAGCUGGCCCUGGAGGGGGAGCGGCUCUGUAAGGUGGCCGACUACAGCGCGGGGGUGUCCUUCUUUGAGGCGGCCAUCCAAGUUGGCACUGAGGACCUGCAAGUGCUGAGUGCUAUCUAUAGCCAGCUGGGCAACGCCUACUUCCACCUGCAUGACUACGCCAAGGCCUUGGAGUUCCACCAUCAUGAUCUCACCUUGACCAGGUAGGAACACACCGAUCACCAGGUAGGAAGGAACACACCGAUCACCAGGUAGGAAGGAACACACCGAUCACCAGGUAGGAAGGAACACACCGAUCACCAGGUAGGAAGGAACACACCGAUCACCAGGUAGGAAGGAACACACCGAUCACCAGGUAGGAAGGAACACACCGAUCACCAGGUAGGAAGGAACACACCGAUCACCAGGUAGGAAGGAACACACCGAUCACCAGGUAGGAAGGAACACACCGAUCACCAGGGAGGAAGGAACACACCGAUCACCAGGUAGGAAGGAACACACCGAUCACCAGGGAGGAAGGAACACACCGAUCACCAGGUAGGAAGGAACACACCGAUCACCAGGUAGGAAGGAACACACCGAUCACCAGGGAGGAAGGAACACACCGAUCACCAGGGCCGUAUUAAUAAAGCUUCUCAGAGUAGGACCAGGUCAUUGUUCCCUCUUAUCAGCAUGACCUCACCACAUAAUUCAGCUGUCUGGACGUAAGCAUUUUGCCAUUUAAAGUAGAUGAGCUUUUCCAUCCCAUGAUUUAAUGAUGACAUUUUACGAUCCCAUUCUCAGGACCAUCGGGGACCAGCAUGGAGAGGCUAAAGCCAGUGGUAACCUAGGCAACACGCUGAAGGUGUUGGGUAGGUAUGAUGAGGCUGUGGUCUGCUGUCAGAGGCACUUAGAUAUCGCCAUGGACCUGCACGACAAGGUGAGAUUGAUUAAUGAAUCAACUGAUUUGCGGUUUAUUCCGGUGUUUAAAUGCAGCUUUGGCUUCUUUUACGGUUUUGGAAUUGACAUUGGCUCUGUUCUUCUGUCUCUUCGUUAGGUGGGGCAGGCGAGGGCGCUGUAUAACUUUGGGAACGUGUAUCAUGCCAAAGGCAAGACCAUCUGUUGGAGCGGUGCGGAGCCUGGAGAGUUCCCUGAGGAGGUCAUGACUGCACUUAGGAAAGCAGCGGAAUACUACGAGUGAGUUAGUUUGUGUGCAGGCAUUUUGUUCAUGUGCCUUAAGUCAGGUACUGUAGAGUAGAAUAUUAUAUACAGUACCAGUCAGAAGUUUGGACACACCUACUCAUUCAAGGGUUUUUCUUUAUUUUUACUAUUUUCAACAUUGUAGAAUAAUAGUGAAGACAUCAACACUAUGAAAUAACACAUAUGGAAUCAUGUAGUAUUUUAUAUUUGAGAUUCUUCAAAGUAGCCACCCUUUGCCUUGAUGACAGCUUUGCACACUCUUGGCAUUCUCUCAACCAGCUUCAUGAGGUAGUCACCUUGAAUGCAUUUUAAUUGACAGGUGUGCCUUGUUAAAAGUACAUUUGUGGAAUUUAUUUCCUUCUUAAUUCAUUUGAACCAAUCAGUUGUGUUGUGACAAGGUAGGGUUGGUAUACAGAAGAUAGCCCUAUUUGGUAAAAAACCAAAUCCAUAUUAUGGCAAGAACAGCUCAAAUAAGCAAAGUGAAACGACAGUUACUUUAAGACAUGAUGGUCAGUCAAUCUGGAAAAUCUCAAGAACUUUGAAUGUUUCUUCAAGUGCAGUCGCAAAAACCAUCAAGCGCUAUGAUGAAACUGGCUCUCAUGAGGACCGCCAAAGGAAAGGAAGACCCAGAGUUACCUCUGCUGCAGAGUAUAAGUUCAUUAGAGUUACCAGCCUCAGAAAUUGUAACCCAAAUAAAUGCAAAAGUAACAGACACAUCUCAACAUCAACUGUUCAGAGGAGACUGUGUGAAUCAGGCCUUCAUGGUCGAAUUGCUGCAAAGAAACCACUACUAAAGGACACCAAUAAGAAGAAGAGGCUUGCUUAGACCAAGAAAAACAAGCAAUGGACAUUAGACUGGUGGAAAUUUGUCCUUUGGUCUGGAGUCCAAAUUUGAGAUUUUUGGUUCCAACUGCCGUGUCUUUGUGAGACGCAGUGUGGGUGAACGGAUGAUCUCCGCAUGUGUAUUUCCCACCGUAAAGCAUGGAGGAGGAGGUGCUAUGGUGUGGGGGUGCUUUGCUGGUGACACGGUAUGUGUUAUUUUAUAGAUUUGAUGUCUUCACUAUUAUUCUACAAUGUAGAAAAUAGUAAAAAAUAAAGAAUAACCUUUGAAUGAGUAGGUGUUCUAAAACUUUUGACCGGUAGUGUACAUAUACAGUACCAGUCAAAAGUUUGGACACACCUACUCAUUCAAGGGUUUUUCUUCAUUUUUUACUAUUUUCUACAUUGUAGAAUAAUAGUGACGACAUCAAAACUAUGAAAUAACACAUGGAAUCAUGUAGUAACCAAAAAAGUGUUAAACAAAUCAAAAUAUAUUUUAUAUGUGAGGUUCUUCAAAUAGCCACCCUUUGCCUUGAUGACAGCUUUACACAUUCUUGGCAUUCUCUCAACCAGCUUCAACAGUCUUGAAGGAGUUCCCACAUAUGCUGAGCACUUGUUGGCUGCUUUUACUUCACUCUGCCGUCCGACUCAUCCCAAACCAUCUCAAUUGGGUUGAGGUCGGGGAUUGUGGAGGCCAGGUCAUCUGAUGCAGCACUCCAUCACUCUCCUUCUUGGUAAAAUAGACCUUACACAGCCUGAAGGUGUGUUGGGUCAGUGUCCUGUUGAAAAACAAAUGAUAGCCCCACUAAGCCCAAACCAGAUGGGAUGGCGUAUCGCUGCAGAAUGCUGUGGUAGCCAUGCUGGUUAAGUGUGCCUUGAAUUCUAAAUAAAUCACAGACAGUGUCACCAGCAAAGCACCGUAACACCACCACCUCCAUGCUUUUUGGUGGGAACCACACACAGAGAUCAUCCGUUCACCCACACCGCACCUCGCAAAGACACUGCGGUUGGAACCAAAGGACAAAUUUCCACCGGUCUAAUGUCCAUUGCUCGUGUUUCUUGGCCCAAGCAGGUCUCUUCUUAUUAUUGGUGUCCUUUUAGUAGUGGUUUCUUUGCAGCAAUUCGACCAUAAAGGCCUGAUUCACACAGUCCCCUCUGAACAGUUGAUGUUGAGAUGUGUCUGUGACUUGAACUCUGUGAAGCAUUUAUUUGGGCUGCAAUUUUUGAGUCUGGUAACUCUAAUGAACUUAUCCUCUGCAGCAGAGAUAACUCUGGGUUUUCCUUUCCUGUGGCAGUCCUCAUGAGAGCGAGUUUCAGCAUAGCGCUUGAUGGUUUUUGCGACUGCACUUGAAGAAACUUUCAAAGUUCUUGAAAUGUUCCGUAUUGACUGACCUUCAUGUCGUAAAGUAAUGCUUUUUGCUUAUUUGAGCUGUUCUUGCCAUAAUAUGGACUUGGUCUUUUACCAAAUAGGGCUAUCUUCUGUGUAGUGUACAGUGCCUUUGGAAAGUAUUCAGACCCCUUGACUUUUUCCACAUUUUGUUACAUUACAGCCUUAUUCUAAAAUGGAUUAAAGAAAACUUUUUCCUCAGCAAUCUACACACAAUACCCCAUAAUGACGAAGCGAAAAAUAAAAAAACUGAAAUACCUUACUUACAUAAGUAUUCAGCCCCUUUGCUAUGAGACUCCAAAUUGAGCUCAGGUGCAUCCUGUUUACAUUGAUCAUCCUUGAGAUGUUUCUACAACUUUGAGUCCACCUGUGGUACAUUCAAUUGAUUGGACAUGAUUUGGAAAGGCACACACCUGUCUAUAUAGGCCCAGUGUAGCUCAGUUGGUAGAGCAUGGCAUUUGCAACGCCAGGGUUGUGGGUUCGAUUCCCACGGGGGGCCAGUAUGAAAAAUGUAUGCACUCACUAACUGUAAGUCGCUCUGGAUAAGAGUGUCUGCUAAAUGACUAAAAUGUAAAAUGUAUAUAAGGUCCCACAGUUGACAGUGCAUGUCAGAGCAAAAACCAAGUCCUGAGGUCAAAGGAAUUGUCCGUAGAUCUCCGAGACAGGAUUGUGUCGAGGCACAGAUCUGGGGAAGGGUACCAAAACAUUUCUGCAGCAUUGAAGGUCUCCAAGAACACAGUGGCCUCCAUCAUUCUUAAAUGGAAGAUGUUUGGAACCACCAAGACUCUUCCUAGAGCUGGCCGCCUUGCCAAACUGAGCAAUCGAGGGAGAAGGGCCUUGGUCAGGGAGGUGACCAAGAACCUGAUGGUCACUGACAGAGCUCUAGAGUUCCUCUGUGGAGAUGGGAGAACCUUCCAGAAGGACAACUAUCUCUGCAGCACUCCACCAAUCAGGCCUUUAUGGUAGAGUGGCCAGACGGAAGCCACUCCUCAGUAAAAGGCACAUGACAGUCCGCUUGGAGUUUGCCAAAAGGCACCUAAAGACUCAGACCAUGACAAACAAGAUUCUCUGGUCUGCUGAAACCCAGAAUUAACUCUUUGGCCUGAAUACCAAGCAUUACGUCUGGAGGAAACCUGGCACCAUCUCUACGGUGAAGCAUGGUGGUGGCAGCAUCAUGCUGUGGGGAUGUUUUUCAGCGGCAGGGACUGGGAGACUAGUCAGGAUGAACAGAGCAAAGUACGGAGAGAUCCUUGAUGAAAACCUGCUCCAGAGCACACAGGACCUCAGAUUGGGGCGAAGGUUCACCUUCCAAAAGGACAACGACCCUAAGCACACAGCCAAAACAACGCAGGAGUGGCUUCGGGACAAGUCUCUGAAUGUCCUUGAGUGGCCCAGCCAGAACCCGGAGUUUAACCCAAACAGACAUCUCUGGAGAGACCUGAAAAUGGCUGUGCAGCAACGCUCCCCGUCCAACCUGACAGAGCUUGAGGGGAUCUGCAGAGAAGAAUGGGAGAAACUCCCCAAAUACAGGUGUGCCAAGCUUGUAGCCUCAUACCCAAGAAAACUCAAUGCUGUAAUCGCUGCCAAAGGUGUUUCAACUAAGUGCUGAGUAAAGGGUCUGAUUACAUAUGUAAAUGUGAUACUUCAGGCUUUGUCAUAAUGGGUGUAGAUUGAGGAGAAAAAACAAUUUAAUCAAUUUUAGAAUAAGGCUGUAACAUAACAAUGUGGAAACAGUCCAGCGGUCUGAAUACUUUCCGAAGGCACUGUGUGUGUAUGUAUAUAUGUGUGUGUGUGUGUGUGUGUGUGUAUAUGUAUGUAUAUAUAUAUAUAUAUAUAUAUAUAUAUAUAUAUAUAUAUAUAUAUAUAUAUAUAUAUAUAUAUACUUAGAAAUGUAAUUUUUUUGUCCAUUAAAAUAACAUCAAAUUGAUCAGAAAUACAGUGUAGACAUUGUUAAUGUUGUAAAUGGCUAUUGUAGCUUGAAACGGCUGAUUUCUAAUGGAAUAUCUACAUAGGCGUACAGAGGCCCAUUAUCAGCAACCAUCAGUCCUGUGUUCCAAUGGCACGUUGUGUUUGCUAAUCCAAGUUUAUCAUUUUAAAAGGCUAAUUGAUCAUUAGAAAACCCUUUUGCAAUUAUGUUAGCACAGCUGAAAACUGUUGUGCUGAUUUUAAAGAAGCAAUAAAACUGGCCUUCUUGAGACUAGUUGAGUAUCUGGAGCAUCAGCAGUUGUGGGUUCGAUUACAGGCUCAAAAUGGCCAGAAACAAAUAACUUUCUUCUGAAACUCAUCAGCCUAUUCUUGUUCUGAGUAAUGAAUGCUAUUCCAUGCGGCUAUUUUUUGUUGUUAUUUUUAAACAAUGUUUUUUUCAACGUUUUGUCUGUAUUUUCAGAGCAAACUUAUCCAUAGUGAAGGAGCUUGGAGAUCGUGCCGCCCAGGGCCGAACAUACGGUAACCUUGGCAACACACACUACCUGUUAGGAGACUUCCGGAAUGCAGUGGCAUCACAUGAACAGGUAAUUAAAAUCUGAUCAAAGUGUAUAACAUGCCAUUAAGUGCUCGAUUCAGUCAAAACGGCACUGCUAAAACACACCCUUUUAUCCUUUGGCCAAACGGAAUAGAGUGGUUUUGUGUACCGUAGUAGAAAUACCAGUUAGACUCCCCUCACUGGAAGAUGAGUAGUAGUUUGUACACAAAGGAACUCCAUAAACAUUACUGAGGCAGGUUUGAUUAAAUCUAGCCAUUAGUCUUUUGUCAGAUAGAUUUCCAUUUUCUGUGGUUCUCUGUAGUUCAUUAUAAUGUCCUGUAUGGCUCAUUUCAAUCCAGAAAGACUGGAGGUAAACAUAUGACACAAUGGAAGACUAGAGUCACUGGCUGUACCGAGACCAAGGUGGUGUUGUAAUGUGUGUGUUCGUCCAUUUCUUUCCCAGCGCCUCCAGAUUGCCAAGGAGUUUGGCGACCGCUCGGCAGAGAGAAGGGCCUACUGCAACCUGGGGAACGCCUAUAUCUUUCUGGGGGAAUUUGAAGUGGCAGCCGAGCAUUACAAGUGAGCCAAACCCCCCAGCCCAGCCGUUCUUCUUCUCUUAAUAAAGUUCACUCCCCCUGAGAAAACAACCCUUCUGUCAGUCUGGAGGGUUAACACCGUUAGAACGCCGUAGGGUUUCAGUCUGGAGGGUUAACACCGUUAGAACGCCGUAGGGUUUCAGUCUGGAGGGUUAACACCGUUAGAACGCUGUAGGGUUUCAGUCUGGAGGGUUAACACCGUUAGAACGCCGUAGGGUUUCAGUCUGGAGGGUUAACACCGUUAGAACGCCGUAGGGUUUCAGUCUGGAGGGUUAACACCGUUAGAACGCCGUAGGGUUUCAGUCUGGAGGGUUAACACCGUUAGAACGCCGUAGGGUUUCAGUCUGGAGGGUUAACACCGUUAGAACGCCGUAGGGUUUCAGUCUGGAGGGUUAACACCGUUAGAACGCCGUAGGGUUUCAGUCUGGAGGGUUAACACCGUUAGAACGCCGUAGGGUUUCAGUCUGGAGGGUUAACACCGUUAGAACGCCGUAGGGUUUCAGUCUGGAGGGUUAACACCGUUAGAACGCCGUAGGGUUUCAGUCUGGAGGGUUAACACCGUUAGAACGCCGUAGGGUUUCAGUCUGGAGGGUUAACACCGUUAGAACGCCUUAGGGUUUCAGUCUGGAGGGUUAACACCGUUAGAACGCCGUAGGGUUUCAGGAGAGAUGGCAGCAGCUAUGCCUCUAAGGACACAUUAUAAUGUCCAGAGGGUCAGCAAACAGAUGAGUGUGUGUGUGUGUGUGUCUGCAUGUAUGCAUUGUGCAUUCAUAUACUGAAGUUAAUUUCAGGAACAGAUUAGCCUUUUGGGGUAUGUGUCACUAUGAAUGAGAGACAGUGAUGUGAUGUGGUUGUGGUUGUCAGGAGGACUCUGCAGCUGGCCAGACUGCUGAAGGACCGAGCUGUAGAGGCUCAGGCCUGUUACAGUCUGGGAAACACCUACACAUUGCUCCAGGACUACGAUAGGGCCAUAGACUACCACCUCAAACACCUCAUCAUCGCACAGGACCUCAACGACAGGAUUGGUGAGGGCCGGGCGUGCUGGAGUUUAGGGAACGCUCACACAGCACUGGGGAACCAUGACCAGGCCAUGCACUUUGCUGAGAAACACCUGGAGAUCUCCAAAGAGGUAGACUACACUAUCAUGAGUAGGGCUAUUGCGGUGAGCAUAUUACCGCCACACCGGCGGUCACGAGUCAUGAAGGCAGUCAAAUUCCACAUGACCGUUUAGUCACGGUAAUUAGGCUUCUCCAAGCUCUGAUGCUGCUGAUGGUGCUUCGGAGCGCGCAGCACUCAGGGAGAAGGGCACAAUGCAGCACUCCGGGCCAAGGGCACAACGGCCACUGAUUUUUUUUAGGGUGCAUUAUGGCCACAAAGGGGAUGCCGGCGUGAAAUUCAAGGCAUUAUCAAGUGCUUGUCAAAUUGUGAAUGAGAGACUGAUAAAGUGUGUACAGCCUGCGCAAAAAACAAAGCAGAGCUCAUGCCUUUCAAGUGACUUUUUUUCAAAUCGUCAUUAGUCGCAUCAUGCAGCCUUAGAAUGUAUUAAAAAUCAAAACAUAUAGCCCAACGUUUGUAGAACAACUAAAGUUACAUUAAUAACUCUAAAUUAAGCAUAUAGGAGUACCUAUUUCUUUGUUAACCACUCAACACAGAAUAGCCGCAUGUGCGCACUCCCUCAAAUAGUUUGGAGAAAAUAUUUAUUUUAUUCAGCUUUGUUCAAUUGAAUUCUUCAUACUAUAAAAUAAUGCCACGGAAUUCUGAGCAAAUCUUGUCUGCUAAAUGAACUAGUGUAGCCCACAGCCAUUUGGCAUAGCCAGAUCAGGACCUAACAUAAGGACAACUCAGAGUAUGCUAUUCUGUUCUUCUGAAAUAGACUACAUUUUCUUCACAUCAUGCUUCUUUAGACCUGUCUAAAAUAAAUAAUGGAUUUAUUGUAAAGGUGUAGGCUAUACUACAUGGAUUUAUUAGACCUUUUUAAAAUGUAGAUGUUCUAAAGGUCUGCAUCAGUGGCUUGUAGGCUAUGUGUGGAAGCCAGGAGAUGCUAAAUGUGUUUAUGUUAAUUACGGUCAAUUACCAUGAGACCGACAGUUAUUUGCUUGACAAUCACCGGCUGAUGAAAUUUCGUGACCGCCACAGCCCUAAUCAUGAGACCCACCUUGUGAGUAGGACCACAAGUUUUUACUGAAUCCUAAAAUGUGUGGUCCGCUAAAACUCAUGGCCGUGGAAACCAUAUCCAUAUAAAAAAAUGUAUCUGAUUACAGCAGGGUCAAUCCUAAUGUGGUGUGUUUCAGACUGGUGACCGGAGUGGAGAGCUGACAGCCCGUAUGAACGUGUCGGACCUGCAGAUGGUGCUGGGGCUGAGCUACAGCACCAACAACUCCACCCUGUCUGAGAACCCCAUCAAGGACAUGGACUACAACCUGCACGGAGCCAGGCCCAGGAUGGGCAGACGGCACAGCAUGGAAAACCUGGAGCUCAUGAAACUCAACCCAGACAAGAUCAAUGUAAGUUACUGGGUUUCAAAGGUGCAAUCUGUAACUUUCUAUUCUCUAGCCUUAGUGGCAAUUCAAAGUGCACAAUUGACCUGAAAUUACAUGUUUGUGAUGUGUAUUCAACACCUGUGUAAAACCUGAGUUGUAUAAAGUUUGGUUUGACGUGUCUCCCCUCCCUCUUGUCUCCAGGCUCAGAAGUGGAACAGUGACAUCCUGACCAAGCAGUCUAAACCCACUCUGGCUAAGAGCUCCUCCAAGCUGUUCUUCGUCAGCCGUCUGCGUAGCAAGAAGCACAAGGCUGGGGGCUCCAGUAAAGUCCUGCAGGACACCAGUAACACCCCACAGACCCCCGCACAGGGACCACAGAAGGUUAGAGGGAAAACAUGAUCCUUACUCCUUGCAGAUGCAUUUAUCUAGUCCUAAACCAACUCUUAGCCGUUGACCAUUCUCCUAGUUCUGAAACUACUACUGAAACUACUCCCUCUACUACUACUACUGAUACUACUGAUAGUACUACUACUCUACUACCACUACUGAUACUACUAAUCGACCAUACUACUACUACUACUACUACCAGUAAUACUACUACUCCUCUACUACUCUAUGGAUACUACUAUACUCUACUAUUACGUCUACUAUUAUUCUACUACUACUGUACUACCAAUACUACUCUAUUCUACUUAUAGCUUAUUAGAGCGGUGCUAUUAUGAUGCAAAAUAAAGUAUUUAAUUCUCACUCUCACUCACUAAGAGGGCCAGUCCAGACAUGCUCGGGGACGAGGGCUUCUUUGACCUGCUGAGUCGUUUCCAGAGCAACAGGAUGGACGACCAGCGCUGUUCCAUACAGGAAAAGAGCUCCUCUGACUCUCCAGCCAGAGCCAUGAGGAAAUGUAAGCGUAAACACACAUACUCUGUCAUAUGACGUUAUGAAAUAUGGGUGUUAAUACAUACCCGCUUCUGACAAAAUCCAUGGCAAAAUGUGCCUGUGAUCCCAAUAUUGAUCUCUCUCCCUCUUCUCCUCCAUCUCUCUCUCCUCCAGCGGUGUCAGAGUCAGCGGCUGUAGCAGGCCUGGGCUCUGGGUCGGGUUCCCGAUUGGAGGACGGUGGAGGUGCUGGGGGUAGUUUGCCAGGCCUUCGGGUCCACCAGAACAAAAGCCAGGCUGUUCUCAGCCACCUGAUGGCCAACGCAGAUAACGCUGAGCCUGACGACGACUUCUUCAACAUGCUCGUCAAGUGCCAGGUGUGUGUAGUAAAUAGACCCUUUUCAUUAGGGUGGUGUUCAGUAGGGCACAUUGUAGCAAAAGUUAGAUCUCAGUGUUUUACAUUGAAAGGUGUAAAAAUCUUCCUUUUCAUAUAGGUAACUGUUACACUUUUUCCUCUCCUAUCCCUCCCUCAGGGUUCCCGUCUGGACGACCAGCGCUGCGCCCCUCCCCCAGCCCGUGGCCCCACCGUCCCAGACGAGGACUUCUUCAGCCUCAUCAUGAGGUCCCAGGCCAAACGCAUGGACGAGCAGCGGGUCACCCUGCCCUCCGUAUCAAGGCCCUGCUCCAACUGAGCCUUGCCCAAGGAGAGGGCCCCCGACGGCAGGGUGAAAACCCAGGAGGUGAACAUUGUGGAACAGGAAGGGUAUUUUGUAUUUGUCCACUGGUGGAGAUGAGGACAUUGAUACUGUACUCAACAGUGGAUGGGGCUAUUUUAUAGACUAACUUUUCAAUGAUUUUUUCUCUCCAUAGCAUAGACUAUUGUGUUGCUUCCAACAAUAAUGGUUGUUGGGAAUCGUCGAUAAUCCUGUCCAUGGUGGGAUUCAGAAGCCUCAUGUUUCCAAGUUGAAAGCACUGCUGGCAUUAAUGUAGUCGCCUAUAGGGAACCACAAUAUACAGUGGAACAUUCAGGAACUCUAAAAGGAACCCACUGAAGGAUUCUAGAAUAUGGAAACAUUUUUCCUUAUGAGGAAUACUCUACUAUCUGGAACUGUACUGGACAUGUUGUGAAACUGCACAGACAAACAUGAAGUAACAUCAGAUGAGUAGGUUCAGGGCAUUAGGUUUUUAACAAUUCUUAUUUUUUUAUGAUUAUGUACUCCAUAUAAUUUUACUACCAUCACCUGAAAAUGUAUCUUUAGAUACGAGUCAUGACUGCAGUUGUUUGUAUUUAUUGUACAAUUUCUUUUCUAAUUAUUUUGUUUUAAGCUCUUGCAUACUGCCAUUUCACCUCCCUUUGUGGCUUGAUGUGGUUGUUUUUUUGCACCAGAUUUUUCUGACGUAGACUAGUCUCGGACAGGUACAGCACUAUCUUUCCCGCAGGUAGCCUAGCGGUUAAGGGCAUUGGGCCAGUAACCGAAAGGUCGC
This is a messenger RNA of Coregonus sp. 'balchen', 16195 nucleotides long. Lineage: Eukaryota; Metazoa; Chordata; Actinopteri; Salmoniformes; Salmonidae. The record is from the annotation of a GenBank genome assembly.